AGGCCUCUACAUUUCGUGUUCGAUAUAAACGAGAAGGAAGGCUUCAAGUUCCGCCAAAUUCAGCGGCGGUUUCUUCAACCACCGCAUUCUCUAACCCUAACCUCCAAGCUUAAUCUUCCACAACCCUCCACCCAAUUCUCACCUCCUCUUUCUCUCUCGAUCAUUGUUUCUAUCUCUUCUGUUUUUUUUUUUUUUUUUUCUCUCUCUCUGCAAUGGCUCAGGUGGUGGCGACUCGCGCGAUUCAGAGCUCGAUUCUGUGCCCUAGCUCUGGAUCCGUGCAUGAGCGAUUUGAGAAGCUGAAGCCCUCCGGUUUCGCUGCGAAAGUGUUGGCUCGCGAAGAGCGGAGGAGCCGGAGAGUGGCUUGGAGGGGCGGUCCGAUUGCGGCGGCGAAGAGAUCUGUGCGAGCUGAGACGGAGGUUGUUCCGGUCACACCAGAGGAUGCGAAGGGAGAGGAGCAAUAUCAUCUUUUACGGGGAAUUCAACAGCUUGGUGAGACAUCUGUUGGUAUGUGGUCUAAGCCAACGGUUAGACGCAAGACAAAGAUUGUUUGCACAAUUGGUCCAUCCACCAACACACGGGAAAUGAUAUGGAAGCUGGCUGAGGCUGGAAUGAAUGUAGCCCGCCUGAAUAUGUCUCAUGGAGAUCAUGCAUCUCAUCAGAAGGUUAUUGAUUUGGUAAAAGAGUAUAAUGCACAAUCCAAAGAUAAUGUCAUUGCAAUCAUGCUUGAUACCAAGGGCCCUGAGGUCAGGAGUGGGGACUUGCCCCAGCCAAUCAUGUUAAAAAGUGGGCAGGAAUUCACCUUCACAAUUCAAAGAGGCGUUGGGACAGCAGAUUGUGUUAGUGUUAACUAUGAUGAUUUUGUCAAUGAUGUAGAAAUGGGCGACAUGCUUCUCGUGGAUGGUGGUAUGAUGUCAUUAAUGGUCAAGUCCAAGACUGGAGAUUCAGUGAAAUGUGAAGUUGUUGAUGGAGGAGAGCUCAAGUCUAGAAGGCAUCUAAAUGUUCGAGGAAAAAGUGCAACACUGCCAUCAAUUACUGAAAAGGACUGGGAUGAUAUCAAGUUUGGUGUUGACAAUAAAGUGGACUUUUAUGCAGUCUCCUUUGUUAAAGAUGCAAAAGUAGUCCAUGAAUUGAAGAACUAUCUGAAAAGCUGUAAUGCAGAUAUCCAUGUCAUUGUUAAAAUUGAAAGUGCCGACUCCAUUCCCAAUCUACAUUCAAUUAUUACCGCAUCUGAUGGGGCAAUGGUUGCUAGAGGGGAUCUUGGUGCCGAGCUUCCUAUUGAGGAGGUCCCAUUGCUACAGGAAGAGAUAAUCAGGAUAUGUCGUAGCAUGGGAAAAGCUGUUAUUGUAGCAACCAAUAUGCUGGAAAGCAUGAUUGUUCACCCAACACCAACCCGAGCAGAGGUAUCAGACAUUGCCAUUGCCGUCCGAGAGGGUGCUGAUGCAGUUAUGCUUUCUGGAGAAACUGCUCAUGGAAAGUUUCCCUUGAAAGCUGUGAAAGUCAUGCAUACAGUUUCCUUAAGAACUGAAGCAACCUUGGUUGGUAGCCCAAUGCCACCAAAUCUUGGUCAGGCUUUCAAGAACCAUAUGAGCGAAAUGUUUGCUUUCCAUGCAACCAUGAUGUCCAAUACUCUCGGUACUUCAAUAGUUGUUUUCACUAGAACUGGUUUCAUGGCUAUCCUUCUGAGCCAUUAUCGACCUUCUGGCACCAUAUUUGCCUUUACAAAUGAGGAGAGAGUACAACAGAGACUAGCCGUGUACCAAGGGGUAUGUCCCAUAUACAUGGAGUUCUCAGAUGAUGCCGAAGAAACCUUUGCAAAUGCCUUGACUUUGUUGCAGAAGCAAGGGAUGGUGAAGGAAGGAGAAGAGGUGGCUCUUGUUCAGAGUGGCCGGCAGCCGAUCUGGCGGUUCCAAUCCACACACAAUAUCCAGGUCAGGAAAGUUUAAGACAGUAAAAAGAAUGGAGAACUGCAUAGCAGCUGGGGCCGAAUAAUUUAAAACAGCUAGAGAAAUUAGUUUUGGUGGCUUCAGAUGUUGGAUUGGCAUGGCUUUGGCUCACUCGGACAUUUACCCUACUCUUGCCCAAGCAGACUUUCAAUUCUCCAUUCAGUUAUCUCAUCCUUUUUUGUUUCAUUAUGGCGGUUAAAUGUUGUAGCAUGCUGCUUUAGUUGGAGUCCUUUGAAAACCUUGCUGGUGCACCCUUCUAUUUGUGUGCGGUAGUAAGAUUUAUCCUGGUGUGUAGUAAUAGUAUAAAUCUUUUUAGUGAUGCUUUUCAAUUAUAUAAUGGAGGUAGGUGGAGAUUGAAGAAGAA
This is a messenger RNA of Vitis riparia (riverbank grape), 2307 nucleotides long. RefSeq names its product plastidial pyruvate kinase 2. Lineage: Eukaryota; Viridiplantae; Streptophyta; Magnoliopsida; Vitales; Vitaceae. Gene Ontology annotation, biological process: glycolytic process. The transcript has 12 exons. Gene Ontology annotation, molecular function: pyruvate kinase activity; potassium ion binding; magnesium ion binding. Gene Ontology annotation, cellular component: cytoplasm; chloroplast stroma. Bases 213 to 1943 code for a protein of 576 amino acids. The record is from RefSeq and is a predicted model, not a curated record.